AUGACCGAGGCGUCUGCAGUUGCAGGUGCAAUUCCAGACGUCUGCCAGUGCAUUGACGAGGUCGUGCCGAAGCUGGUGGAAAGCUCGCCGGGCGGCCUGGCGCCGUUGCUGCGCAGCUGCGGCGCGCUGGCAGUGCUGGCAUCCGGAGAGGCGGCCUUCUCCACCUGCACUGGGGCCCUGCGGAACCAGGUCGGCACGCUACGCCCGGACUUGCUGGCCCUGUUGCGAGGCAAUUUGAGGAGACUAUGGAGGUAUCCCCUUGCCGAGGACAGCACUUGGGCCUCGCAAGCACAGGUGCGCCUGCGCACUUUGCUCGGCACACUCUUCGGCCGUGGUCUCAUCGAGGUCUCUAAAAACAACUGCCUGGCACUGGCCCAAAGCGCGGGAGUCAGGGCAUCUUUGGACUUCAUCGUGGUGCAGCUUCUUGUCUACAGGCUUGCGCACACCAAGCCCACUCCGAAGAGGCGCAAGCGAAAGCGCCGCGCUGAGCCAGACGAGCUGGAAGAGGAGAUCGACGCCUUGACUGCUCCAACCUCCGAGGACCUUAUGUUGGAUGAGGCCUUGGAAGUUCUUCAGUCCGUGGAUCCGGGCAGCAUGUACCAUUGCGUGGGCAUGCUGCUGCUGACCCUGUCCGCCUGGGCAGUGGACUUGCGCGGCGGCACGAGGCUCUCCUGGAGUGAGCAGCUUCUACCGGAGGAGGUCGCAGCUGAGCUGGACGAAGAUGUCCGGCUGAAGGUCCUAAGCCGUGGCUUUCUGGUGGUUGCGCGGUUCCUGUCGGAGUAUGGGCUCCCAGCGGAUCUCGAUCGUGAGGAGGUGGAUACCUCCACCCUGCCCGACUUCACGGCGGAGGGGGGAGACGAGGAUGUGGGCGCUGUUGCGGCCCUCGCGCUCUGCCAUGGGGCUCGUGCUGUUUGCAUAGCGGAGGCCGCUGUGCAAGGCCUCGAAGAAUCGAAGGAGCAGGCCCUCUGCCUCCAGCGUACGGCGGAGCUGCGGGGACUCCUCCUGCGGUCGCUGGCCGUGAACCAUCCUGCCACGUUCUUCCGCUCGCUAUGCUUGACUUUGGGCGUCAAAGGCGCGGCACCUAAAGCUCAAGCCUUGCUGUCCGACAAGGAGUUUGCAGGCAGUUUGGCAAUCACCGUUCUCAGUGGCAGUGCAGAUGCGUUGCAAGUCCGGCGGGACCUGCGGAACGACGAUGAGGAUGAGGGCAUGGAGGCACCAGGAGAGGCCUGCGCGGCACUUUGCGAGUCAGCGGUGCAGCACAUCAGCAAGCGUUUCCUGGCAGGUGAUGCAGAAGACAGCGUCGUCACGAAAGCGUGGACACUGCUGGACAGCAUCUGCCGCUUUGCCAAGACUCACGCGUCGACGCCCCUGGUCCAGUUGGUCCUUCCUCAAGCUGGUGCCCGACUGAAAGCUGCCAGCGGCAGGUUGACGGGCUCUGGAGCGAAGGUGGCCAUUGCCUGCUGCCAAUGCGUCGACACGGUGGUGAACUCCCUUGGCCGCAAUAUUAUUGAGAAGCUGAACGACCUCGUGCCACCACUCUUGGAUCUGGCGAUGAUGCGGCGAGCGAGCAAUGCCGACACGACUGCUCUCCUGGACCAGCACAUCCUGGGAGCCCUCGGCUCCCUGGCCCGCCGCGUGGGGAGCUUCCUCUCGCCCUUCCUCGGCCGCUUCCUCGAGGUCACUUGCAGCGGGCCCGCAGCGCGCGUGGCCGCGCUGCAGGACCUGGCGCGCGAGUUGGUGGCGGGCGUUCCGCACCGGCUGCUCCUGAUGUCAGUGCAAGAGGGCACCGUGAAGCCUUUCGAUGGCACGGAGGAGUCCCUGACUGCACUGGAUGAGAAGCUGCUCCACAUGCAGAGGCUUGCAAGUUUCCACAUCUGGAUCCUGUCCAAGGCCUCUCCGGAGUUCGUCGCGGGCACCUGCGACGCGGUCAUGGCUUCCCUUCUGCGGCUCCUUGCCAUCUCCAGCGACGCUGUCAGCGCUUUCUUGCAAGCGGGGAUGGAGCUGGACGCCACUCCAUCCAGGGCCUUGCGACGCGGCAACGACCCGGCCUUGGUAGACGAAGCUGUCGAGGAGCUGAGCUGGGAGCAGUUCGGCAGCCAGCCUUCAAUGUGGCAGCUACAUCACCUGGCCGCGGCGGCCUUCGCGCAGUUUGCUUUGAGGCUGGAGGAGGAGGAGUUGAAGACUCGCUUCGUCAAGGUUCUGGAGUGGGCCCGCGGAAAGCAGCCGAAGCUGCUCGAGCAACAAAGGGUGAGGAAGGCGAAAGACUUCGACAGCAUCGACCCGGUUGCGGACGCGACAGCUGCCUGUCGAGUGAUGGCCCUCACGAGUACCAUGGGCUGCAUUGCCGAAGCUGCCCCCGGGAUCGCCGGCAGUCUGCUGCUGCCUCUGGGGACCAAGGACCUGUCGACUGCAUUGGUGGCCUGCCGCCGGUUUGCGCUCCAGACCGCCAGCCAAAAGGCGCGCAAGCGUCGGAAGACCAGUGAGAAAGCAGCCACGUCCAAGGAGGUGCUUCAGGAAAACACCUGGUGGUGGCACGACGUGGCCUGCUCCUGCCUGGACUUCCUCGCCGCAGCGUGCAAACCCUCUGAACAUGCCGGUCUUGAAGCAAAGCCCUUCGCCGACGCUGCAGAGGAGCUGCGGGAACCAGUGGCUAACCUGCUGGACAUCUUCGAGUUUCUUUCGCAGGACUCGUCGGUCGCGCCCUCGCUCCGGGCUGCCCUCGAGGCGGCGGCGGUGGCGCUGUGCAACGUCGCCAAUGAGGGCGACGUGAAGUUGCUGGUGCAGGCGAUCCUGGAGAAGAGCCGCUCCGAAGAUGCAGAGGUGCGCCUGAACGCCGUGAGAUGUGCCCAUCGGAUCUGGACGGAUCUGGGUGUCCAGGUGGUCGUGUGCUUGUCGGAAGUGACGAUGUAUGCCUCGGAGCUUCUCGAAGAUGAGGACUCCCGGGUCGAGAUGGCCGUGCGGGCCAUGAUCAAGACGAUGGAGGACUGCACGGGCGAGAGCUUGCAGGAUACCCUGAAGAGCUGA
Symbiodinium natans is the source of this 3024-nucleotide messenger RNA. Lineage: Eukaryota; Dinophyceae; Suessiales; Symbiodiniaceae. The record is from the annotation of a GenBank genome assembly.